CAUGAAAACGUACCCGGACACACUCGCAGCAUUCUAAUGGGUUGCAGGGAAUAGACUCAUAUGGGCAUAAUUUAUUUUCAUUCCUUAGCGAUUAAGUGCAUGGAUUGGCUGCCGCUGAAAUUGCUCCUUAGAUUUCUGAUUUUUUUUAUUCCAGUAAACAUUAGCAUUUUAUAGACUGCAGUGCAUUAGGCUGAACUUAUUUCCCACGAAAUCUUGUACAUGGGAAUUUCAACACUGUUUUCACCAAUGCUCUUGCGGGUGUUCCUCAAUCUGUGUCAUUAUUUGCUCAGUGCUUCGAGGAGAACGAAACAUGUUGAGGUAUUCAAUCGAGAAAUAAGCCUGGACAACGGUGACGACUGGACUUUUCACUAGGUUAUCUGCUGACAUUAAAUCCAGUGUUAUGAUACAUGCAUUAGCCGAUAUAUGACGGGUCAUCCAUAUUUCUCUGUCUAAUUUUUCACCAGAGGGGUGAUAUAGCCUGCUCUGACGUCUGCAUCAGAUAUUGCCCUGUGCAUUUUUUUAUGUGCAUUUUUUCCUCCGUGACUUUGAAUUGAGAGAAGCAAAUCUACAUCAUCAUCAGCAACAAAAAGGGAAUGAAGAUUUCAUUUUUCUUUUUUUUUACUCACUGCUUCCCCUCACCCCCCAACGUUUACGGCUAAAACAAAUCCUUAAACACAUCAUAGCAUACAUUGUGGAACAAUCUCUAGCGCCGGAGCAUCGCUGGAACCAUGCCUCUUCCGCAGGUUUGGACUGGGAAAUUGCAACUGCCAGUUUAAUCAACAAGACGCUGCUGUUCGUUAUCAAACGGCUCUCAUUUUCCCCGGACUUCUUGGUUUUUAAGGAAGACGCAUUGUUAUCACUUUUUGAAAGUCUUGUGUAGGCUGUUUUGGGCAAGAUGUCGGAUCUUCUGGUGUUGGUUGAGGGGGUCUGUGACCUGCACGGAUUUCCAUAGCUGGGGAAACAGUUGGGGCUAAUUACGAGGUGUAAACCCACACAUAUUUUUUAUAAAGCCAUUACAUGACUAAAUGUAUCAUAUAUUUUUUAGAAGCAAUUUCUUUUAAUUGCUUUUUUUAUUUUAUUUUCACAAUUUUCUUUGGACCACAGGCGGUUGGAUUAUUGAAACGAUAUAAGGAUUUGUGGAAAUGUUGGGUCCUCAAGAAGAUAAAUUAUGUGGAAUUUUCUCUGCUUUGGCGGCUCUGUCCUUCGUUUGCUUUGCUCAAAGCACCUCCACUGGACAAACCGGAAUAUCUUUGGCCAAGGCCACCGUGGACAAGUUGCUGAAGGGGUAUGACAUCCGUCUAAGGCCUGAUUUUGGAGGUAAUCCAGUCAUUGUAGGAAUGAGCAUUAACAUCGCUAGCAUUGACUCCAUCUCAGAAGUGAACAUGGAUUACACCAUCACAAUGUAUUUCCAACAAAGUUGGCGAGACAAGCGGUUGGCAUACGCUGAGCUGCCCCUCAACCUGACUCUGGAUAAUCGUGUGGCAGACCAGCUGUGGCUUCCAGACACCUACUUCCUCAACGACAAGAAGUCCUUCCUUCAUGGCGUGACAGUAAAGAACCGCAUGAUUCGACUGCAUCCUGAUGGCACCGUGUUAUAUGGGCUCAGAAUAACCACUACAGCAGCCUGCAUGAUGGACUUGAGGAGGUACCCCCUCGACGAACAGAACUGCACCCUGGAAAUUGAAAGCUAUGGCUAUACCACGGACGACAUUGUCUUCUACUGGCACGGAGGGGACAAUGCGGUGACAGGGGUAGACAAGCUGGAGCUUCCUCAGUUCUCAAUUGUGGCGCUUCGCCUGGUGUCCAGGGAGGUCAGAUUUACCACAGGUUCCUAUCCCCGGCUAUCGCUGAGUUUCAUGAUUAAGAGGAACAUCGGCUAUUUCAUUCUGCAGACGUACAUGCCCUCCAUCCUGAUCACCAUCCUCUCCUGGGUGUCCUUCUGGAUCAACUACGAUGCCUCUGCUGCUCGAGUGGCCCUGGGUGUUACAACGGUGCUCACCAUGACAACCAUUAACACCCACCUUCGGGAGACCCUCCCAAAAAUCCCGUACGUGAAAGCCAUUGACGUCUACCUCAUGGGCUGUUUCGUGUUUGUGUUCCUGGCCCUGCUUGAAUAUGCCUUCGUAAACUAUGUGUUCUUCGGCCGGGGCCCCCAGCAACAGAAGAAAAUCAACGAGAGGCUGAACAAAGCCAACAACGAGCGCCCGCGAUACGAAGAGAAGCGCCUGAGGGAACAGGACUCCAUUGCCACGCCGUUUCAAACCAACACCCUCAGGUCAUAUACACAGCGAAGAAAUCUGUAUCUCGAGGAACAAAGAAAAGUUGGGGUGGAUGCGUACGGAAACAUCCUGCUCACCACACUGGAGAUGAAUAAUGAGGUGAUGCCGUCAGACAUGGGAAGUAGCGUCAGUGACUCCCGGAAUUCGGUGAUGUCAUUCGACAGCUCCGGGGUCCAGUUCAGGAAGCCCAUGGCUCCCCGGGACGGCUUCAGCCACCACUCACUGGACCGCAGCGCCAUGCGCAGCAGGGCCAACUGUCGACUACGGCGGCGCUCCUCCAAGCUCAAGCUGAAAAUUCCCAACCUGGCAGAUGUCAGCACCAUUGACAAGUGGUCCCGGGUCCUUUUCCCCAUCAUGUUUGGAUUUUUCAACCUAAUCUACUGGUUGUACUAUGUGAAUUGAUGUGCAUCCUUCUAGGAAUCAUGGGCCAUAUUUUUAGAGCACAUUAAAUUGGCUUUGAUACAGUUGGAAAAUAUGUAUACACAUAUACAAGUUGAUACAUAUGUAUAUGCAUAUUUCUAUAUAUUAUAUUUAUAUAUACACAUGUGUGUGUAAAUCUGAAGGACUUUUCUCCUGUAUAAAGUAUUAAUAGAAUGACUUGAAUGUUUAAGAAUAAUUGCGAGAGAAACAUUUCAAGCCUUUAAAUUUCCUUUUCCUCCUGAAACAAGCAAACCAACAAACAAACAUCAAUCCCUUCGGGGGAUUUCGGAACUAAAGACUGCAUGAUAUUUUUGCUAAAAAAGAAAGCGAAAGCUCUUGAGAGAAGAGACGUCUCAGAGUCUCAUUGGCUUUUUAUUGAUACUCACUGUAAUCAGCGUCCUCCACUGCAGCUCAUCAAAUCAGAGGUGGCUUGUGUGUUCAGGUAUCGGCUGAGUCAAGUCCCUAAUAUCCAGACCCCCCCCCACCCCCACCCCCAUCUACCAUGGAUGACGUGCGCGGAAUUCUCCGGCUCUUCUCUGUACAGCAAACUGGUUUGGAUUAUGUGUUGUUCCUUGGCUUUUUUCGAGUGACGUUCUCUUUACGGGACUUCCGCUCUGGCACUUUGCUGGCCAACAUUUGGGGUCCAUCCGGAUGGAGUGUUAGACCACAGCGUUCCUGCCCAGAGUCAGUGCAAACCUCUCUUCAUUUCUCUUCUCAUGUGUGUUUUAGAGCAGUUCCUUGGGGUAUUUUCAUAAUGGUUAUAAAAAUGAUGAUGAUUAUUGUAAUUAUUAUUUUGUCUUAAAAAUACAGUGUUUUUGGGAGAGUGUCACUUAAACAUGUUCUAGAGUUAGUGCAUUAUUAGAAAAAAAAAGUCACAGGUAUGAAUUACUAAUUUUGAUUGUUUGAAAAAUAGACAUGUAUUGUACAUUGUCAUUCAGUAUCCUCAUGAACAUAGUUGGCAAAUAUAAUUGUAUUCUUUCUUUCCUCUUUCGAGUGCUUCACAUGCUCUGUAGAUACAGUAUUCAUGCCACAUAUCCAGCUUUGUGUUCUGUAAGGAAGGAAGGAUACCUAUAGUGAACGAUGUGAAGUUAUUCCACUAUAAAGAGAAAAAAAAAAUUGUGUAUUAAAAAGGGAUAUCGCCA
Messenger RNA from Esox lucius (northern pike), 3841 nucleotides. RefSeq names its product gamma-aminobutyric acid type A receptor subunit beta4 (gene gabrb4). The transcript has 10 exons. NCBI's taxonomy places the organism in Eukaryota, Metazoa, Chordata, Actinopteri, Esociformes, Esocidae. The record is from RefSeq and is a predicted model, not a curated record. Gene Ontology annotation, molecular function: extracellular ligand-gated monoatomic ion channel activity; GABA-A receptor activity; neurotransmitter receptor activity. Bases 1143 to 2681 code for a protein of 512 amino acids. Gene Ontology annotation, cellular component: membrane; neuron projection; GABA-A receptor complex. Gene Ontology annotation, biological process: chemical synaptic transmission; monoatomic ion transmembrane transport; nervous system process.